Messenger RNA from Vombatus ursinus (common wombat), 3063 nucleotides. RefSeq names its product beta 3-glucosyltransferase (gene B3GLCT). The record is from RefSeq and is a predicted model, not a curated record. Bases 158 to 1663 code for a protein of 501 amino acids. Gene Ontology annotation, cellular component: membrane. Gene Ontology annotation, molecular function: acetylglucosaminyltransferase activity. The transcript is spliced from 15 exons. NCBI's taxonomy places the organism in Eukaryota, Metazoa, Chordata, Mammalia, Diprotodontia, Vombatidae.
CAGCAGCAGCAGCAGCAGUAGCUGUAGCUGUAGCUGUAGCAGCAGCCACUGCCACGGCCACGGCCACCGCCGCUCAGCUCGGGCUCCAGUCCCAAGUGCCCCUGCCCGCAGACUCCGACUCCGCAGGCUGGAGGAGAGCGCAGCUCCAGGCACGGGGAUGCGGCCGCUUGCUCGCUGCCUGCUCGGUGUCCCGGCUGUGCUUGCGCUUCUUACCUGCUCCCUGGCUUCUGCCGUGGCUGCUGAAGAUGUAAAGAAAGAUGCCAAGAAUUCACAGAAUUUGGGGAAAAGUAGAACGUCAAGUAAAAAUGACUUAGACUUAAAAGAAGUUGUAUUUGUCAUCCAGAGUCAAAGUAAUUCAUUUCAUGCAGAGAAAGCAAAGCAAUUAGAGCAAAACAUCUUAAAACAGGCUGCUGAUCUUACCCAGGAGCUCCCCAGAGUUCUUCUUCUUCAUCUUCUGGAUAAGCAUGAAGGAGCAUGGACCAUACUUCCGUUAUUACCUCAUUUUUCCACAUCAUUUAGCAGAAACUCAUCAUGGAUUUUCUUCUGUGAAGAAGAAACAAGGAUACACAUUCCAAAGCUCUUAGAAACUCUCCGAAGAUAUGACCCAUCUAAGGAGUGGUUUUUAGGAAAAGCGUUACAUGAUGAACAAUCAACAAUCAUCCAUCAUUAUGCCUUUGCUGAAGAUCCUACAAUUUUCAAAUUUCCUGACUUUGCUGCUGGCUGGGCCCUUAGUCUUCCACUCAUAAACAAGCUUACCAAAAGAUUGAAAAGUGAGUCCUUGAAGUCUGAUUUUACAAUCGAUUUAAAACAUGAGAUUGCUCUCUACAUUUGGGACAAAGGCAAUGGACCCCAUCUUACUCCGGUGCCUGAGUUUUGCACAGAUGAUGUGAGCUCUCCUAAGGCUACCAGUUGUGCUACAAUGUUUCAUGCUUUUCUACCGCUUUGUGGAAAUCCAGUGAAGGAGAUGGCUGUUUUUGUUGCGGUAAAAACAUGCAAGAAGUUUCAUGAUGACAGAAUACCUAUUGUAAAGCAGACUUGGGAAGAUCAGGCAAGACUCAUUGAAUACUACAGUGAUUAUGCAGAGAGUUCAAUUCCAACUAUUGAUCUGGGAGUGCCUAAUACUGAAAGAGGUCACUGUGGAAAGACCUUUGCUAUUUUGGAAAGAUUUUUGAAUCAUAGCAGUGAUACAACAACUUGGUUAGUCAUUGUGGAUGAUGAUACAUUAAUAAGUAUCUCCAGGCUCCGGAAUCUGCUUAGCUGUUAUGACUCAAGUGAACCCGUGUUUCUAGGAGAACGUUAUGGCUAUGGACUAGGAACUGGAGGAUACAGCUACAUCACUGGAGGAGGAGGUAUGGUCUUUAGCAGAGAAGCAGUCCGGAGGCUUUUGGCCAGUAAGUGCCGAUGUUACAGCAAUGAUGCCCCAGAUGACAUGGUGCUUGGCAUGUGUUUCAGUGGUCUGGGAAUUCCAGUGACGCACAGCCCUCUCUUUCAUCAGGCUCGACCAGUGGAUUACCCAGAGGACUACCUUUCUCACCAAGUUCCCAUAUCAUUUCACAAACACUGGAACAUUGAUCCAAUAAAGGUGUAUUUCACCUGGUUGGCACCCAAUGGGAAAGAUGCCUCCAGUGGCAGGAAGCAGGCACAUUUUAAAGAAGAGUUAUAAGCAUCUCAUACUGUUGAAGAAGAUGCUCAUGGUGGUGCAGAUGGAGUCUCUAGGCAUUCUUAUGCUAUGUUGUACUUAUAUUGCUUAAAUGUGCCAUGUUGCAUAGGAGACUUUAUGUCUUAGGAGUGAAACUGUAUAUUGUUCUAUUUCUUAAUUUGGGGGGCUGAGGCGGGGGAAAGGGGAGGGAUCAGAGGAAGGGGAAGGAUCUAACUUCAACUUUGCUUUUUCCUUUGUGAAGAUGUGAGAGUAAGUCUUAGAAUACCACCCCUUUGAUUUUGAAUCAUGGGAUUAUUAUAUUACAUCAUAUUUAAUAGGUAUUUUAAAGCCAUGAUGAGGUAUCUUCAACAAUUCAUCCUAGGGAAAAUAGAGCAUCACCCUUGGACUCCCUGGUGUUCCCUUAUACUGCAACACAUCUUGCAACAAGGAGUGACUCCUUAUUUAAAAUAAUGUGCAAAGAAGAAUGAAAUGUUUUGGCAUAAAUGUUGAUGGGAACCUAUUCCAAAGUUUACUUCUGGUUUUUAAAUAUACUAAUGAUAAGAAAUACUCCCUUGGAAAGGAGUUGGAACGACAUUGUUGAUUGUGAAUGCUCAUAAAAUACUGGCUUAUGGAAACCUCUCUGGAAGUGGAUCUGUGACCUCACUGAUUUGAGAAUUCCCUCCCAGGAUGCAGAUUGCUGCUGCCCAUCCCAUGGGGCUCUUGCCCAUGUCCUCCCAAAAGUUUGCCACAGAGGCUUCAUUCAGUGUCCAACAGUACUUCCUUGCUUUCUCCAGACAUCAUGAGAGUACCUGUGGAAAACCCUGGCUGGCUGCCCAUCCCUUGUUUUUGCUGGACACUUUUUAUUUUUUACUUUUUACUUGUUAAUUUUUCAUUCUGUACCUGUGUGAAAAGGAUUUUCUAAUAACCUCUUUAGACUCUAGGAAUUAGUCUACAGCCCACUGCUCCCUGAAGCCCUAUCUUUAUAACCCACAUAUAAUCUCAGAAUGGACUCAGUGUUACCACAUGAUAGUGGCCAUCUAUACCUGAAAAUAAGAAUGAAGUAUUUUACCUGAGUUGAUUAACCGUGAUAUGGAUCCCAGGAAGUGAACUAAAUUUGGAUAUUCUGAACCUGUUAUUUCACAGUAGUUUUGUUUUGUUUUGGUUUGGUUUGGUUUCAGUGGAUGUUGCUUCAUAACUCUGUCUUGACUCAUUGUAGAACACCAUACCUUAACACAGGUGGACAGUGAGAGCAUUGAGUAGUUUUCCUGGACUCUUAAGGAAUGUAUUUUGAACAUGAUGUUUUGAAGCUACUUUCAUUUUUAAACCUCAUCCAAAUGAUACCUUAGUAAUGUAACACAUCCAUGUAAAGAGUAUUAUAUAUUUUAAAUCAUUUUAGUUUUUUCUAUGUAUAAUUCAGUUUUGUA